GUGUUUUUCAUUGAGUAGUGAUUUGUUUGACAUUUUGUGCGACAAAUCAAUACAACACUUAUUAUCACUUAGUUUUACGACUAGUUUUGCGUUCAUUUCAUAAGGUAUUCACGCAAUGAGUGUAUGAUUUAUGUGUCCGUUUGACUGAUCACUUGAGCUGAUCCGUGGGCGCGCGAGUGAUCGGUUUGUCUGAAGCGAUGGUUUUGUUUAAUUUACUGCCUUUUUAUCAAUACAUCAAUACUUACGACUCUAUCGUUGUCUUAGUGGUCGUCCUAAUCGUGUCCAUCGGUAUCGUGUGUCUCAAACGUAUGGAUGUGUUGGGCGGCGACGGCGCGUCCGUUCAUCGGCUCAAUAGGGAUGACAUGUCCUCCCAAUCGAUGGUUAGACUCCGGAAUCCAUUCCUCUUUAAGAUAACGGAUGAGUCGAUGCGAUGCGAUAACUACCGCAAUGGCCUCAAAGUGACCAUCACUUGCGACAACUCCUUCUGGGUGUACAGCUAUUGGGCGGUCGAUGUCGAGCACCUGCACCAAGAACUGGAUGACGAGUGGCAGCCAAUGAGACAAUCACUACUCGACAGGAAGUUCAUGGAUGGCCACCACCUGUUCGCCGGUGAACCCGAUCUGUAUUAUGAGACCAAUGAAGAGAUCACUCAUUGGGUGAGACCUCCGGCCGAGUACUUCAGCGGUGAGAGUCUGGGCUAUAAUCCGCGCACAAGAUAUCCAUUGGUUGUCAUAAUAGUCCGCAAUGAUGACGACGACGGCGUUGAAGUCAAUGAUAACGAUGUGGUGAGUAGUAGUCAUCGGGAAGUGUUGAGUGUACACCUGAAGGACACGUUCUGCUCGACGACCACAUCACUGAUCACUCAAUACCUGAAGCAAAGGAGUGGACAUAUGUUUGAUUUGAAGCAACUGUUCGCACCUCAAGAGGUGGACGACCCCCAGAGGGGACAGUCGUGUAUAAUCUGCCGCUCGAGUGCCGUAACCCAUGCGCUGCUGCCGUGCCGUCACACCUGUCUGUGCGGUCAGUGUCUGCAGCGCAUCGACAGGUGUCCCGUCUGUCGGACACCCUUUACCUCAUUCUUCAGGAUUAGGGACAAUGAAGACUUGGAUGACGAUAGCGAUGAGGAGGACACCAAUGCGCCCACCAAUAGGUCCAAUAGGUCUGAGUCGAGCACCGGUUGGUUCUCUUCCAUCAACAGUAAACUCAAUCACUGGUUGGGAGGGAACUGA
Molecule: messenger RNA, 1229 nt
Organism: Oppiella nova
Lineage: Eukaryota; Metazoa; Arthropoda; Arachnida; Sarcoptiformes; Oppiidae
Source: the annotation of a GenBank genome assembly